This is a messenger RNA of Tribolium castaneum (red flour beetle), 2166 nucleotides long. RefSeq names its product modular serine protease. Gene Ontology annotation, biological process: proteolysis. Gene Ontology annotation, molecular function: serine-type endopeptidase activity; protein binding. NCBI's taxonomy places the organism in Eukaryota, Metazoa, Arthropoda, Insecta, Coleoptera, Tenebrionidae. The record is from RefSeq and is a predicted model, not a curated record. The coding region runs from base 136 to 2052 and encodes 638 amino acids. The transcript is spliced from 10 exons.
UAAUUAACUUUGCGAUAAACCAAUACGACCUCCAUUCCGCGUUAUCCUAAGUGUAAAAUUGUUUAUGCUAUAAACAAUCAUGUUGAAAUAGUACUAAACACAAUACAAAACUGUACAUUUGCAAUUAUUUUGUGUAUGAAAAUGUGCAGUGCAACACUAAUCCAAGUAAUUCGUUUAUUCCUUGCCAUCCAAAUAGUGCACAGCUUCAGUUUUUAUCAAAGUAAUAUCACAAAACGCGAAGUCGAGGAAUGUCCAAGUAACACUUUCGCGUGCAAAUCCGGCGAAUGCAUCGACGAGGACAUGCAAUGCGACGGCGGCGUCGACUGCAAAGACGCCAGUGACGAAAGCAACGCCUGUGCCAGGAUCAACUGUCCAAUUUUUGCGUUUCGUUGCGACUACGGUGCGUGCAUUUUUCCAAACCUGGAGUGCGACGGGAAACCCGACUGUCGAGACGGCUCCGACGAAAAGACCCCCAAAUGCCAAAUCAUCGACGAAACGUCCCCAAUCUGCAGGAGCAACGAAUUUCGAUGCAGUUCUGGCGAAUGCAUCGACGAGGAUAACAAAUGCGACGGAAUUGCACAGUGUUCGGACCGGUCGGACGAAAUCAGAGCCACUUGUUGGAACCUGCGGUGUCCGAGUUACAGCUUCAAGUGCAAAUAUGGGGCUUGUGUUAGCGGAAACGCGGAAUGUAACGGCAAGAUUGAGUGCCCGGAUGGGUCCGAUGAGGACCCCAAUAUCUGCAAAAACAGCACAGUGGUGGUAACCCCGACCCCGCCACCCGUGGUAACCCGACCUGGAGCGAGGGGUCGGUGCGUUUUGCCGAACCAUCCCGAGUUCGGAAAAUGGAAGAUUUUCGGGCCGGACAACUUGUCCCCUGGGGCCACGGUGAAUCCAGGGACGAUUUUAAAUAUAGUCUGCCAAAAUGGCUACAAACUGGAAGGGAAUUCGGUGAUUUAUUGCGCGAAUGGGCAAUGGACCGAGAAUAUUGGAGUUUGUCUAAAAUUGUGUUCACCUUUGUCAAGUACCAAAGUCAUGACGGUCACUUGCACUUAUCCCAAUAAUAAAGGGGAAGGGAACUGUACCAAUGCAAUUGAUGGUACUCUUGCAAGGUUCAAGUGUGAACCACUCUACGAAGAUCCAAACUUGCAGAGAAUUCCAGGACGGGUUUGUCGCGAUGGUACCUGGGACAACAGCUCACCUGAGUGUGUACCAGUUUGUGGGCAGAAAUCGGUCGAGGUGCAGAAACUGAUCGUCAACGGCAAGACAGCGAAACGAGGAACGUACCCGUGGCAAGCGGCUUUGUACACCCGCGACAAGAAGGAGUUAAUUUGUGGCGGAUCUUUGAUAAAACUGAAUAUGAUUAUCACAGCUGCGCAUUGUGUGACCGAUCAACAGGACCGAGCGCAGCCUCUUCCCAAAGAAAACUACAUCGUUGCGUUGGGGAAAUACUACAGGAAAUUUGAUGAUCCACGCGAUUCCAAAGAAGCGCAAUUUUCGGAGCUGAAAAAAAUAAUUGUCAAUGAGAAAUACGGCGGUCCGAUACAAAAUUUCGGUUCGGAUAUCGCUCUCCUAAUCACUAGCACUGUUUUUGUGCCGUCACUAAGAGUACAACCUGUUUGCAUGGACUGGAAUCUUGAAUGCAAAAUAGGGGAAGACCAAGUUUACGGUUAUGUGACUGGUUGGGGGUAUACAGUUGAGGGCUCCAACCCGUCCGAGGAGCUGAAGGAGCUGAAAGUUCCCCUUAUUCCUGAAUCCAAGUGUCAGAAAGACUUACCACUUGAUUACAUUAGGUACUACACUUACGAUAAGUUGUGUGCCGGCUACCUCAACUCAAAUACUUCUGUUUGUCGGGGCGACAGUGGUGGAGGUUUAGUCGUAAAACGCAAUGGUGACCGAUUUUACCUCACUGGAAUUGUAAGUCUUUCCCCGACUUCACCACGGGAUAUCGACGGCUGUGAUAGUCAACAGUACGGACUUUAUACGAAAGUUGCAUGUCAUACGCAGGACUUUAUUUUGAAAAAAGUGACAGAGUAUGGAAUAAACGCGCGCUAAAGUGAAGCGGUAAUUUUUUAUAAUAAUAAAAUUGUAAAUAUAUUUCCCGGAGAUUAUUUUUAAUAUAUUUUAAACCUUGUUUAGUCUAAUUCGAAGAAUAAAUUGUUGUAUUCA